This is a messenger RNA of Ostrea edulis (European flat oyster), 2319 nucleotides long. RefSeq names its product substance-P receptor-like. Gene Ontology annotation, cellular component: membrane. The coding region runs from base 656 to 1858 and encodes 400 amino acids. Lineage: Eukaryota; Metazoa; Mollusca; Bivalvia; Ostreida; Ostreidae. The transcript has 4 exons. Gene Ontology annotation, molecular function: neuropeptide Y receptor activity. Gene Ontology annotation, biological process: neuropeptide signaling pathway. The record is from RefSeq and is a predicted model, not a curated record.
UUCUCUGUUGCAAUAAAUAUUGUUUGCACAAACAUGGUCUACGACAUUGGAAUUUAGGAUUCCUUGUGACAUUUUUACAUCGAGAUUUAUUUUCCUCGUGAACAGAAAAUCACGAUUUUUUGCUCAGUUUUCAACUUUGCCUUUUUGUUCUUUACACUGUGACGACGAAGAUUCGACUUAAGAUGUGAAAAGCGGGGAGAUUUUCAUAAAUCGAAGGAUAAAGGAGCGGAUUGGAAACUUGAUAGCUUUUUGAGGAGACCUGAUGUUGUCCAGAAUCUUGAAAAGACAUUAAUUUUUGCAAAAAGGAUUCGAAAAUGCUACAUCAAAAUGAAGAUAUUGACACUGUAAAAUUAUACUGUUUUGAGAGAGACUGAAAAUGUAAAUGGAGUGGAAAAUAUGACUGUUUGAAGGGUCGAUUUAUUGCUAGUUCCUCGUUUUUAAGUGCCUCUGUAUUUACAAAUCAUCAGCUUAGUAGGCUGUGGGGAGAAGUAAGACUUUUCAUAAUGCUGGUACCAACUAGGCACCCCGAGCAGACGAGACAUGGAAACGAAACAUCUAGCAGACACAAGUUUUGCUUUUGUUUCAACUUACUAUACCUUUCAGAUUAGGUGAAUAAUCACUGUGUAUUUAAUCUGAUAAUCACCGAAGAAGGAACAUGGCUAAAGAUUGCAACGCCAAAAUCCAAAUGCCGGACCUCUCUGGAAUAGAAUAUAUUGGAGAAAUAAAGGCUGUCCCCUCUUGGGAAACGGGGGUGAAAAUCACUAUAUGCGUCAGUAUAGAACUAGUGGCUAUCGUCGGGAAUCUCUUGAUAAUAAUUAUCAUAGCACAGUCUCCGAAAAUGCGAACGGUCACCAAUUACUAUAUCCUUAACUUGGCCAUUUCCGACAUGUUGGUUGGACUUUUUGCUAUGUGGAUUCAUCUUGUUGACGAUUUGACCCAAGGAUGGGUCCUAGGGAGCUUUCUCUGCAAGUUCAACCCUUUCCUACAAAUAACAGCCAUGUGUGCUAGUGUUUUCACGCUGGUUGCAAUUGCAGGAGAUAGAUUCUUCGCCAUUGUUUUUCCGCUAAAAUCACGUGUGACUCAAAGAAAAGUGAGCGUGAUUAUCAUCGUCAUAUGGUUGGCCGCCCUUGCUAUUGCACUUCCGGUUCUCUUCUUUUAUGCUUACACGGAGAGGCCAUGGAAAAAUUUUAUUGAAAAAUUCUGCACAGAAGUCUGGCCUCAAGUUCUACAGAGUGACGGAACUUGUGAUCAAGGGAAGACUUCGCGUAAAGCGUACUGGAUAUGUUUGCUGGUGGUCCUAAACUGGGUUCCUAUGCUUCUGAUGAUGAUUGCUUACACCGUGAUAUUUGUUAAACUAAGAAAAAGUCGGAGGGUAUCUAGAACGGGAAGACUUUCAAUGUCAGCCGUACAACAGAGAUCCAAGAAAAAGGUUGUGAAGAUGCUGUUUGCAAUACUAGUUGUCUUUAUCUUCUGUGUGGGCCCUUUUCAAGUUACAAAGCUCUUCGAGUUCUUUAGGGACGACACCUCAGAGAGCUUACCGGAAUGGUACAGUCCGUUCUACUUCGCGGCAGUAACGUUGUUGUAUACUAACAGCGCUUUAAACCCAGUUCUGUACGGCGGAUUAAACGAUAACUUCAGGAGUGGAGUGAAAUACCUCAUCAACAGCAUAUUCCGAAGGAAACGGAUUUCAACUAAUUCCAAUGGCAUCACGAGGAAUUCCGUGAUUUCCACUAUUACUGAGAACAGACGAGGAUCGGAAGUACACAUUCUUAGUGAUCUUCAUCACCACAAAGAAGACAGAAAGAGAAACGCCAGUCGCACCAACCCAGUGUACGAGGAAAGGUCGUCAUCUGAAUAACAGUACCGUGUACAAAACAAGAACAUUGUAGGUGUAGAACUAGCUAAUGAUCGGAGCGCCAACAUUCGCUUAAUUCAGUGGACAUGGGAAUUUUUUUUGUUGUUGGUGGCGAUCUCACCGUCUCGAAAACUGAACAGAAAAUCAUUUCAAGCUUGUCUUGAAUAUUUCCCGUUUAAUGUUAAUCACUGUAUAUACUGUUCUAACCAAAGACGUUUUACACAAGUGCAUUUUAUUUUCCAAUACUGUAACAUAUUAUUAAAGGUAACUAACUUUCAUAUUUUUCUAUUCAUCACUAUUAUAUUUGUGUGUUUGAACAUGUUGUCACUAGUUUCAUAAGGUUUCUCUUAAUAGUCACUAGUAUGUACAUCUACAGCUCACAUUUGAGUUUGAUACUUGAUAUUGUAACCUUUAUUUUCAUUUCUUGUAUACUGUGCAAAAGUAAUAAAGAACUGUGAAAUUUU